This is a messenger RNA of Carassius gibelio (silver crucian carp), 4870 nucleotides long. It is a transcript of the gene stat5b, whose product is annotated as signal transducer and activator of transcription 5b. Bases 160 to 2520 code for a protein of 786 amino acids. Gene Ontology annotation, molecular function: RNA polymerase II cis-regulatory region sequence-specific DNA binding; DNA-binding transcription factor activity, RNA polymerase II-specific. The record is from RefSeq and is a predicted model, not a curated record. The transcript is spliced from 19 exons. Gene Ontology annotation, biological process: regulation of transcription by RNA polymerase II; response to peptide hormone; regulation of cell population proliferation. Lineage: Eukaryota; Metazoa; Chordata; Actinopteri; Cypriniformes; Cyprinidae.
AAAUGAACGACUCGUUCAAGAACGACCCAUCACUACUAAUAGUUGUGUGGUGAUUCUGUACAAUUGAGCUCAUGGAUGGAUAAACCCUGUCAAACGUUUAACAUCUACAAAUCAUCAUCAAAUCAUUCUGCUGCAGGUCUCCGUUAAUGCUAGCCAGGUAUGGCGCUGUGGAUUCAGGCACAGCAGCUGCAGGGAGAUGCCCUGCAUCAGAUGCAGUCUCUCUAUGGGCAGCACUUUCCCAUCGAGGUGCGCCACUACCUGGCGCAUUGGCUGGAGGCUCAGCCAUGGGAUGCCAUCGACCUGGAUAACCAGCAGGAAGAGUUUAAAGCAAAGCGUCUGCUGGAGGGUCUGAUCAAGGAGCUGCAGAGGAAGGCAGAACAUCAGAUGGGUGAAGAUGGUUUCCUGCUGAAGAUCAAACUGGGUCAUUAUGCCUCACAGCUGAAGAGCUCAUAUGACCCUUGCCCUCUGGAGCUUGUGCGGUGUGUCAAACACAUCCUGUACACUGAGGAGAGACUUGUAAAGGAAGCAUCCAACGCCAGCAGUCCGGGGUCAGGCCCGGUAGAUGGGACCCCUCAGAGAUAUCAGCAGAUCAACCAGACGUUUGAGGAGCUACGUGUUAUGACACACGACACAGAGAAUGACCUCCGCAAGCUACAGCACAGUCAAGAAUACUUCAUCAUUCAGUACCAGGAGAGCUUGAGGAUACAGGCUCAAGUGAGUAGUUUGGCCAGCCUUCCUCCAGUUGAGCGGGUUCAGAAAGAGUCAAGUCUGCAGAGCAGGAAGUCAACGCUAGAGACAUGGCUCACACGAGAGGCCAACACCUUACAGAAAUACAGACAGGAACUGGCAGAGAAGCAUCAGAGGACUCUAGCUCUGUUGAGGAAACAGCAAACCGUGAUCAUAGAUGAUGAACUUAUUCAGUGGAAGAGACGACAGCAGCUCGCAGGCAAUGGAGGACCAUCAGAGGGAGGACUGGACAUACUGCAAGCCUGGUGUGAGAAGUUGGCCGAUAUGAUUUGGCAAAACAGACAGCAGAUUCGCCGAGUUGAACACCUGACACAGCAGCUGCCCAUUCCCGGACCCAUAGAAGAAAUGCUUACUGAACUCAACGCUACUGUCACAGACAUUAUAUCAGCACUCGUCACCAGCACAUUCAUAAUUGAGAAACAGCCUCCUCAAGUGCUGAAGACUCAAACCAAAUUUUCGGCAACAGUUCGCUUACUGGUCGGAGGGAAGCUCAAUGUCCACAUGAAUCCUCCACAGGUUAAGGCCACCAUCAUCAGUGAACAGCAGGCCAAGGCCUUACUGAAGAACGAGAACACCCGCAAUGACAGCAGUGGAGAGAUUCUGAACAACAACUGUGUGAUGGAGUACCACCAAACCACUGGCACCCUGAGUGCACACUUCAGGACCAUGUCUCUGAAGCGUAUUAAGCGGUCAGACCGCCGCGGGGCAGAGUCAGUGACUGAAGAGAAGUUUACGGUUCUGUUUGAGUCUCAGUUCAGUGUGGGAGGCAAUGAACUUGUGUUUCAUGUGAAGACAUUAUCCCUACCUGUUGUUGUCAUCGUUCAUGGGAGUCAAGAUAAUAACGCUACAGCAACAGUACUGUGGGAUAAUGCUUUCUCUGAGACGGGUCGAGUGCCAUUCGUGGUGCCUGAAAAAGUUCUGUGGCCACAGCUGUGCGAGGCUUUGAACAUGAAAUAUAAAUCAGAGGUUCAGAGCGACAGAGGCCUGUCAGAAGACAAUCUGGUGUUUCUUGCUCAGAAAGCCUUCAGCAUAUCCAACAACAACCCUGAGGACUACUGCAACAUGGCCAUAACCUGGUCUCAGUUCAAUAGGGAAAGUUUGCCAGGCAGGAACUUCACAUUCUGGCAGUGGUUUGAUGGGGUCAUUGAGCUCAUGAAGAAACACCUGAAGUCUCACUGGAAUGAUGGAGCGAUUCUGGGUUUCCUGAACAAGCAGCAAGCUCAGGACAUGUUGAUGUCCAAACCAAAUGGUACGUUCCUUCUGCGCUUCAGUGACUCUGAGAUUGGAGGCAUCACCAUAGCAUGGGUCGCAGAAAACCCGAACAAAGCAGGAGAACGGAUGGUGUGGAACCUGAUGCCCUUCACUACUAAAGAUUUCUCUAUCCGCUCUCUGGCCGACCGGAUCAGUGAUCUGAAUCAUCUGCUCUUCCUCUAUCCCAAUCAGCCGAAAGAGGAAGUCUUCUCCCGUUACUGCACACCUCCAAACUCAAAAGCAGUGGGGGAUGGAUAUGUCAAACCAGAGAUCAAGCAGGUGGUGAAGGUUGAGUUUUCUUCACCCAAUCCUGAACCCUCUCCUGGAAAUUCCUUCAUGGAGCAUACAGCAUCACCCACUGUCAAUCAACACCAUAACUUCACAAUCUAUCCAUCAAUGAAUGACUCCAUGUUAGACACUGAAGGUGAAUUUGAUCUGGAUGAGACCAUGGACAUGGCCCGACAGGUGGAGGAGUUCCUGCGACACCCCAUGGAAACCCAGUGGAGUGGACAACAGUCAUGACCUUUAAGCUUGUGAUCCCUAAUGUGAACUACACAAAAACUCAAUGGUUCCAUUCCAUAUUUUUAUCUUAACAAAUGUGAAAUGUUGUUUAUCAAAACUGAUCAGUGGAUGUGUAACUGCCUUUGCAUUUUAUAUAUAGUUUAAUGUGUAAUUUUUUAUCAUUAACCAUUGAAGAACAAACAAUGGUCUGUAGUGUGCAAUGAUACUCUUCUGUUUGGCUGAAUAUGAGUAGCUACUUUACUAGACAGUGUUGGUUUGCCACUUUCAAUACCCUUUAUCUUGAUUGUUAUACUAGUCUUAUAAAAAUCUACUUUAUCAAAUCUUUUUCUAGUCAAACAGUUGGCUAAGACAUUGAGCUGACAGUAUUCAGUCUUCUCAAUUUGUUCAUCUCCAGUAAGGAUCCACUAUCUCAAUUUGUUUCUGCAGUUUUCUUCUCCUUUGGAGGUCCACUCUGUCGAAAACGCAUUCCGGGGGGUCCUCCUCAGUUGAAAUAGCGUUUCAAGGGUGGUGAGUGAGAGAUGGAUUUAACCUGCAGAUUAAAAAACAGCCCAAGAAAACAGUGUAAAAGGUUGCAUUGUCUAAUUUCUGCAACUAGUGGCACUACACAGAAUUGCAAAAAAUGCUGAAUGUAUUUAACAGGGUUUUCAAUCACCCUGUCUUGCAUUGUCUACCAAACAGGUAGUCCUGGCUGGUCUGAUAACUGUAGUUACAGAAUCCCAUGGCAUUGAAAAUUUAUCAAAUUUGUCAUGUCACCUCAGAAUAUCCAUGUGUUCUUAACCAUCCACACUUUAAGCUAUUAGCUUCUGAAGUUUAAUAGGCGAUUUAAAGAUUUGUUAUUGGGAAUGUUGUAUUUAAUGUAUGACCUAACAAUAGUUUGUUGAUCAUAGACAGCAUCUUCUCUGAUAAACAGGCGAUCAUGUAAUGGUGAUUGGGUCUGUAUGUUUGUUAACUUGAAAGGUGUCAAUCAGUUUAAUAAUUUAUUGGUCUCUGAACUGUCUAGCAUCUUGGCAAUUUUUGAUAAUCCUACUCCCUCCCACCCCAGAUACCUAAUUUUCCGUGAGCCAUUCUUCCUGUGCCUUAAACCGCUGAGGUUUGUCCAAUAGUUACUCCAAAGUCUAGUUCAUUUUUGGUAAUUUUUAAAUCCUCUCAGAUUAUAUACAUUGAUCUGAAAUUGUGACACUGCUUUCUUUUUUCCCAGUAAAGUCUCUUGAGUAAUCGGUGUAUUUGAGAGCCAAAAUUGCACAAGAUAUCAGUUGUUGUUUGUGAAGGUUUUUUUUUUUUUAUAUAUAUAUAUAUAUAUAUACCUCAUUGGUAAAUUAGUCUUUUAAACAUUUUAAGCUUUCUUGCCUGAAUAGCAAAUGACAAUGUUAAUAAAACAUGUCUUUAAAGGGCCAGUACCUUUUAAAAACAAAGUAAUGUAAAAUGUAAAAACUUCAUGCCAGUCAAGAUGAAGUUGUCCCCUCAAGAACAGAUCUCAGGAAAAUACACAUCAAAGAGUUUAUAAUUAACUAUGCAGACAUAAUUUUAUAUAUAUAUAAAAAAAAAAAAAUAUGUAUACAUAUAAAAUAGGUACAACUACCACAGUGCAUGCUUCCUGCUGCUGAUAAAAGUAAUAUACUGUUGCAAUGCAAAUAAAUUGUUUUUGAAUUAUCUUUAGAGCAACUGUAACUUGGUUUUAGAGUUUUUUCUAAUGUGAUGACUUGGCUUAAGCAUCUGUCUUUUCUUUUUCUCUAAAAUCUCCUUUUUUGAUUAUUAUUUGUACUUUUUCCUAUUGUGGGAAAUAACAUCUCAUUAUGUUCUAUAUGUAAGUGAUGAUGUCCAGUCAGCCUGUCAUUGUAACGUAACAUAGACGAGAGGUGAUCAGGACCCUGGCAGUGAGGUUAGAGUUUGUCCUGGAAUUGUAAAAUUCUUUUGGUGAUAGUAUUGAUUGACUGGCUCUAUGCCAACCAUUUUAUUACAUGGCUGCUUAACAAAUAAAUAUAUAAAUGCAUGUUUUGAUAAAUGUUUAUAGUAAAUGUUUUGAGUUGAAUGAUUGUAUCUUGAAAAGAGGGUGGAAAGAUGGCAAAUAGGUGUCACGGAUCAGUUGUUAUGGUCAGUUACAAAGUUGUCAUGGACAAUGGUAAUUUUACAGAAAUAUCUGACCACCAUUUUCAUCUGCAUAAUCAAUCAUGUUCAAACAUUGCUCAGAGCUAUAUAAUAAUUAUAAUCUAACUUAACUGGUUCUUCUAGGUGUGCUGAUGUUUUAAGAUGGGAUUUGCUUAACAAUACAUCACCAAUAAAGGACACUGAACUUGGGAAGCCCAGAGCAGUAUACUGCUUCAAAUGCCUAAUAAAAGAUUUUAAUUUGUCA